This is a messenger RNA of Aspergillus piperis CBS 112811, 852 nucleotides long. RefSeq names its product lipase family protein. Lineage: Eukaryota; Fungi; Ascomycota; Eurotiomycetes; Eurotiales; Aspergillaceae. The record is from RefSeq and is a predicted model, not a curated record. Gene Ontology annotation, biological process: lipid metabolic process. The transcript has 2 exons. The coding region runs from base 7 to 852 and encodes 281 amino acids.
UUCAAAAUGAAGCAAUUCUCCGCAAAACACGCCCUCGCAGUUGUGGUGACUGCAGGGCACGCCUUAGCAGCCUCUACGCAGGGCAUCUCCGAAGACCUCUACAGCCGUUUAGUCGAAAUGGCCACUAUCUCCCAAGCUGCCUACGCCGACCUGUGCAACAUUCCGUCGACUAUUAUCAAGGGAGAGAAGAUUUACAACUCUCAAACUGACAUCAACGGAUGGAUUCUCCGCGACGACAGCAGUAAAGAAAUCAUCACCGUCUUCCGUGGCACUGGCAGUGAUACGAAUCUACAACUCGAUACUAACUACACCCUCACCCCUUUCGGCACCCUGCCCCAGUGCAACGGUUGUGAAGUACACGGUGGAUAUUAUAUUGGAUGGGUCUCCGUCCAGGACCAAGUCGAGUCGCUUGUCAAACAGCAGGUUAGCGAGUAUCCGGAUUAUGCGCUGACUGUGACGGGCCACAGUCUCGGAGCGUCUCUGGCAGCACUCACUGCCGCCCAGCUGUCUGCGACAUACGACAACAUCCGCCUGUACACCUUCGGCGAACCGCGCAGCGGCAAUCAGGCCUUCGCGUCGUACAUGAACGAUGCCUUCCAAGCCUCGAGCCCAGAUACGACGCAGUAUUUCCGGGUCACUCAUGCCAACGACGGCAUCCCAAACUUGCCCCCGGCGGACCAGGGGUACGCCCAUGGCGGUGUAGAGUACUGGAGCGUUGAUCCUUACGGCGCCCAGAACACAUUUGUCUGCACUGGGGAUGAAGUGCAGUGCUGUGAGGCCCAGGGCGGACAGGGUGUGAAUAAUGCGCACACGACUUAUUUUGGGAUGACGAGCGGAGCCUGUACAUGGUGA